AUAUGUUCAUCUCCUCAUUCUCUACGUCUCUGUGUUCACAUUCGUUGCUUCAGUUUGAUUAUUAUCCAAGAAAAAUUCUUACUUUCAGAUCAGAGAUUUCUUCCGGAAUGCAAGUCACAUCUCUUCCUCUCUCAACCCAAGACGACUUGUCUUUCUUCUACAGCUUAUUUCAAGAUACCCUUACUGAAAUGAAUCCCAAUAACACUGCAACCCCAACCAAUAGCACCAAUAACAAUAAGAAACGGCGAAGGAAGGAUGUUGAUGAAGAUGAUGAUGAAGAAGCCAAGGGGGGGAAGAAGGGUUUGAAGGAAAUUCUCACUUCGUUACUCUUGUUGGAAGAACAAGAGAGAUCUGAUCAGAACGAGUGGGCUAAAGCUUCUCAAUUUGAGAAACAGCUCUUUGAGGCCAAUAACAAACAGAGAACUAAGGCUACGCUUGAAUACUAUUCUCAACUUCAAGAUUCUUACUCAGACAUGGAGGAAUCGGACGCCCACUUAUGUGCUAAACGUUCCCGUCUCUCUGCCACUGCUGCUGCUGCUGCUGUUGCCGUUGCUUCUGCCAAGUCCAAGCCUGACCCAUCGAUUCCUCCUUCCGUCGGUGGCGCCGCCGGUCCCCACCGUCGCCUCUGGGUGAAGGACCGUUCAAGGGCUUGGUGGGAUCAGUGUAACCAUCCUGAUUACCCAGAGAAGGAAUUCAAACGCGCGUUUCGGAUGAGUAGGGCUACCUUCGACAUGAUAUGUGAAGAGCUCAAUUCGGUCGUUGCCAAGGAGGAUACCAUGCUUCGAGCUGCGAUCCCUGUUCGCCAACGCGUUGCUGUCUGUAUAUGGAGGUUGGCUACCGGUGAGCCUCUCCGUCUCGUCUCUAAGCGAUUUGGGUUGGGCAUAUCUACUUGCCAUAAACUGGUACUUGAGGUCUGUUCCGCCAUUAAAACCGUUUUGAUGCCCAAAUUUCUGCAAUGGCCAGACGAGGAGACCUACAAGAAGACAAAGGAGGAUUUUGAAUCUAUUUCUGGAAUACCAAACGUGAUCGGCUCCAUGUACACUACCCAUAUCCCAAUUAUUGCUCCCAAGAUAAGUGUUUCUGCGUAUUUCAAUAAGAGACACACAGAGCGUAACCAGAAGACUUCUUAUUCGAUUACAGUUCAGGGGGUUGUUGAUCAAAAAGGGGUUUUUACAGAUGUUUGCAUUGGUUGGCCUGGUUCAUUGCCUGAUGAUAAAGUUCUUGAGAAAUCUGCUCUAUAUCAAAGGGCUAAUGGAGGGCUCUUGAAGGGAGUUUGGAUUGUUGGAAGCUCUGGUUAUCCUCUAAUGGAUUGGGUUUUGGUGCCUUAUACUCACCAGCAUCUUACCUGGACCCAACACGCCUUCAAUGAGAAAAUUGGAGAGAUUCAACGCAUCGCUAAGGAUUCUUUCUCGAGAUUGAAGGGAAGAUGGAGCUGCUUACAGAAGAGAACCGAAGUGAAACUCCAGGAUUUGCCUGUGGUUUUAGGUGCUUGCUGUGUUUUGCACAACAUAUGUGAGAUGAGGAAUGAAGAAAUUGAACCAGAGCUCAAGUUUGAGCUUAAUGACGAUGAGGUUGUCCCUGAGAAUGGCCUUAGAUCAGUGAGUUCAAUGCAUGCUAGAGAUAACAUUGCUCAUAAUCUCCUGCACCAUGGCCUUGCAGGAACUGCUUUUUUGUAGCUCAAACAAAUAGAAUUCCUUUCUGAAGAACCCAAAAACAAAAAAAAAAAUUUUGACUGGAUAGAAGAUUUAUGAUUCUUUAGGUUAUGUGGCCUUGUCAUAGAAUAAUACCAUUUUUAUUAAUCCUUUGUAGUUUGUGGAGGGGUGUAUGUAUAGGAUUCUUUUACUCCCAAAAC
This is a messenger RNA of Telopea speciosissima, 1852 nucleotides long. RefSeq names its product protein ALP1-like. NCBI's taxonomy places the organism in Eukaryota, Viridiplantae, Streptophyta, Magnoliopsida, Proteales, Proteaceae. The transcript has a single exon. The coding region runs from base 3 to 1676 and encodes 557 amino acids. The record is from RefSeq and is a predicted model, not a curated record.